This is a messenger RNA of Funneliformis geosporum, 346 nucleotides long. The record is from the annotation of a GenBank genome assembly. NCBI's taxonomy places the organism in Eukaryota, Fungi, Glomeromycota, Glomeromycetes, Glomerales, Glomeraceae.
AUGCCUGGUGAAAAAUCUUUUCCUAUGGUCAAAAUAAUGAACGAAAAAGCUGACAACUGUCAAGUCCUUCAGAUCUUUGGCGAUGCUAAAUCUCUUGAAAGUGCUUUAGGUCUAGGACUAGCAAAGAAAAUUGUCGAAUUAGCUGAGGAGUUGCCAAAAACAGCAACAUCAAAUUCCAAAUCAAAAGACUUAACUAAUGAAGCUAUUGAAAGAGAUCUUGAUUCUAUAAGGAUUAAUAUGAAUAAUGUUAUUAAAGAUGAAGAAGAGAAAAUUGGAGAAUUAAUUAAUGAAAUUGAUGAAUUUAUUUUAUUCCAAAGAAAAAAUUUUGGUGUGAUUGUGAGAGAGG